AUGGAACCACUCUGCCCCAAUCUUGGACCAAAUUUCCAUAGCCCUGAAGCAUUGCUUGACGCUGUUGACCACUUCAGUGCAUAUAAUUCAGCUACCAGUUCAGGCUCGCGUCCACUCACUUCAUAUGAAACCCAUCACCUCCCACCUGACCCAGAACAGCAUGCAUUAAAUCAGCAAAUUGAAGAUGCUUUCGAGGCAGUCCAGAAUGAGGGUGGUCAUGAGCAUGGUUUUGAUGAUUUAGACAUCGACAUUGAUGAAACAUUCGAUGAUCAAAAUGAGGACGACGACAAUCUCAUAAUAACACCCACAAAUCCAGAUGAGGAUGACCCCAAUCCAUUUAUGCCAGAGGACGGCUUCCACUCGACACAUGACAGGGACCUCACAGAUGUUGCCCCUCAUCUGAUCACAAUAUACGCACUGGUCUCAUGGUUACACCUCCAGUUUCACCUUCCACAAGUGGUGUGCAAUGCUUUACUGGCUAUUUUGGGAUGUAUCCUCAUGGCCCUAUCUCCAGCAAUCAACACUCCUUUCAUUACACUGCAAUCAAGCCAUUGUGUCCUUGGCAUCGAUAAGAACAUUUUUGUCCUUCCAGUGUGCCCUACCUGUCAUGAUGUUUUCCCCCCUGCUGGUUCCACGAAAUCACAUGACACUUGUACGCUUUGCGGAGUAGAUCUGUUCCUUCUGGAUAUGACAAAGCGGGGAAAUCAGCAUGCUACAGAAACACCUGUUGUAAAGUACCCAUAUCUUCCCAUUUCUGAACAGAUCAAGUCACUACUAAGGAUCCCAGGCCUUGAAGUACUGCUGGAUAGGUGGCGCUUGAAAUCUCACACACCAGGCGAGUAUAUAGACAUCUUCGAUGGUGAUGUAUGUUGGACCCAGCUCAAAGACCCCAAUGGGACACCCUUCUUUUUGAACCUUCCGCACGAGAAGCAUGGGCCACAUGGUGAACUUCAUAUAGGCAUCAACCUAGGUGUUGACUGGUUUUCAUACAUCCAGAGCAAUAUCACACCAUCACACUCAUCAUGCCCUACCUCGUUUUCUAUAUGCAACCUCCGCCAGAAUAUUGGUUGCAUUGUUCAUGUUAUUCUGGUGGCGGUCAUUUGUGAUAAGCCUGCGGCACACAAGAUUGGUGGUUUUGCAUCCCAUUCACAUACAUGUUGUUGCACGACUUGCUGGAUAACAUCCCCUCACAAAGCUAAACCUCAGGCAUUUGAGCAGGAUGUAUCGGCAUUUCGACCAUGGACUCAUCAAGAACAGCGUGAACUAGGCGACCGCUAUCAAAAGCUUGAUAAUCCAACUGCAUGCAAGAAUUUUGUGAAGGAAUAUGCUACACAAUACACACAACUUGCUCGACUUCCUUAUUUUGACCUCGUCAAGCAGAUCAUGAUAGAUCCUAUGCACAACCUCUUUCUUGGGCUCGUCAAAACACAUUUUUAUAAUAUUUGGGUGCAAAACAAGAUACUACAUGCUAAUCAUGAGCUACAGAUGUUCCAUGAAAUGCUUGCUGAUUUCAUCGUUCCUGGGUCAUGUGGCAAGCUUCCAACCAACAUAGGGAUGCUGUCUGGUGGUUCUCUCACUGCAGACCAAUGGCUGCUUUUGGCUACCAUCUAUAGACCAAUAGUUAUUCCCCAGCUCUGGAGUACAUGUCUUCCCUCAGAUGCCAACAAUGAAACCCUUCAACAACGUGUUGCGCUAAUCAAAAGAAUUGAAGCUGAUAAAGAUGUACAGGCAAACCAUAAGGCUGAUGAUAGGAAAGCUUUGGCUGAGGCCAAGAAGCAAGGCAAGGACGCAUUAGAGGCCACCAAAUCAAAGAUAGCACAAGAAAAACUAGCUGCUGCCGAAGCAAAGAAACAAGCCAAGUUACAAGCGGCACUUGCCAAACAGGUGGAAAAAAAAAGGCUGGCCAAGGAAAAGAGUGCCAGAAAGGGAUCUAAAAAAUGCAAGGCUACAUCACAGAUUGUCGAAGACCUGCCUGAAGGCAGUGUACGACCUCCACCACCACCACCACCUCCUCCUCCUCCUCCUCCUCCUCCUCCUCCUCCUCUUCAAUCAGACGAAGCUGAAAAUCUAGAAGACACAAAAAUUUUGCUUCAUCCUGAUGACCCCACUAAUUUUCUCAAGCUGUCUACUGCACUUCAGUAUAACAUGGAGCUGAUACAUCUUUAUGGCUCUGGUGUCAUCAAACCUAACCAUCAUUUUGCCACCUACAUUGGUGCUUGUUGUCACAAUUUUGGCCCCCUACAUGACUUUUGGACAUUCUUAUUUGAACGUCUCAAUAAGGUGUUGAAAUCAUUCAAGACAAACAAUCACACAAAUGGUGACCUCAAAACAACCUUUUUCCGCAAAUUCCAAAGGACAUGCGAGAUCAGAAGACUGAUGUACAGUUUGCAAAGCUAUCCUGAAGAUUCACUUCCUCGUCAAGCAGCCAUGCACAUGCUCAAGGCCACUAAUGAAGAACGAGGUACUGUCGCAGGGCUCACAGCCUUAACUCAGGAUCUUGACAACACGAGCGCUGAUGAUGUAUACUUUAAGCCCUUGUCACCAGACAAAGCAAAUGUCAUCAGACACAUAUCAAUUACUGGCACGCACUAUUUGCAUCCGGUGUAG
This is a messenger RNA of Suillus bovinus, 2607 nucleotides long. RefSeq lists its product as uncharacterized. The coding region runs from base 1 to 2607 and encodes 868 amino acids. NCBI's taxonomy places the organism in Eukaryota, Fungi, Basidiomycota, Agaricomycetes, Boletales, Suillaceae. The record is from RefSeq and is a predicted model, not a curated record. The transcript is spliced from 12 exons.